This is a messenger RNA of Epinephelus fuscoguttatus (brown-marbled grouper), 1775 nucleotides long. It is a transcript of the gene prmt3, whose product is annotated as protein arginine methyltransferase 3. The coding region runs from base 36 to 1616 and encodes 526 amino acids. NCBI's taxonomy places the organism in Eukaryota, Metazoa, Chordata, Actinopteri, Perciformes, Serranidae. Gene Ontology annotation, cellular component: nucleus. Gene Ontology annotation, molecular function: protein-arginine N-methyltransferase activity. The transcript has 16 exons. Gene Ontology annotation, biological process: peptidyl-arginine methylation. The record is from RefSeq and is a predicted model, not a curated record.
GUCACCCGGAAGUCCACUGAAACCAAGGCGACAACAUGGCAGAGUACACAGAUCCACACGGUGAUGGAGAUGCUGACGAGAUGCCUGAGCUCUCUGACGGCGAUGAUGAAGACGUUGACGAUGAGGAGCAGUGGCAGUGGAUGGAGGAGGACAGUCAGCCGGUCACCUGUCUGUUCUGUGACAGGGUGCUGAGCUCUGUGCCUGCCACCCUGCAGCACUGCACGACUGAGCACCACAUCAGCCUCGUAGACGUGAUAAGAAAACACAAUUUAGAUGACUACGGUUACAUAAAGAUGAUCAACUUCAUACGCUCAGCAAAAUGUGAUGCAUCCUGUCUGACGGGGCUGCCAGACGCUCCUUUACCCUGGGAGAGUGAAGACUUCCUUCGACCAGUCGUGCAGGACGACCCCCUGCUGCAGACAGACCCUGAAGAGCUCUGUGAGGGGUUGAGCCCGUCGACAUGCCCACCAUCGGGGGCUGAGUCCCACGAUGCACUGCAGCAGAGGGCACAGGCUGCUGAGGAGAGAGCCCGCAGGUCAGAGGAGGCGCUGGCCAGAGCCAUGGAUGACCUGCACAAACUCAAGCUGCUGGCUCAGGGUUUGGUUCUGAACGCAGAAACCCGCAGAUCUGGUAACCUGGGCGCUGUGGCCGAGCUCCGAGAGGAUGAGGACGAGGCCUACUUCAGUUCCUACGGCCAUUAUAGCAUCCACGAGGAGAUGCUGAAGGAUAAAGUGCGCACGGAGAGUUACCGCGACUUCAUGUACCGCAACCCUGACAUGUUCAGAGACAAGGUGGUGCUCGAUGUGGGCUGUGGGACCGGCAUAUUGUCCAUGUUCGCUGCCAGAGCAGGGGCCAAGAAGGUCAUAGCAGUCGACCAAUCAGAAAUCAUCUAUCAGGCCAUGGACAUAGUCAGGUCCAACCAGCUGGAGGACAAGAUCACCCUGAUCAAAGGCCGCAUAGAAGACAUCGAGCUCCCUGUGGAGAAGGUGGACAUCAUCAUCUCAGAGUGGAUGGGUUACUUCUUGCUGUUUGAGUCCAUGUUGGACUCUGUCCUGUACGCCAGAGACCUCUACCUGGCUGACGGUGGCUCAGUCUACCCAGACCUUUGUAACAUCAGCCUGGCAGCAGUUGGAGACACACAGAAGCACCAGGACCACAUUGCAUUCUGGGAUGACGUGUAUGGCUUCAACAUGGCGUGCAUGAAGAAGGUUGUGGUGCCUGAGGCUGCAGUGGAGGUGGUGAAUGCGGACACACUCAUCUCUGAACCUACAGUCAUACAGACGAUUGACUGUAACAGAGUGUGUCUGUCUGAGCUGGAGUUUGCAUCAGAUUUCUGCCUCAAGAUAACAAACACCACAGACUGCACGGCAAUUGUCGGCUACUUUGACAUUUUCUUUGACAAAGGCUGCAGCAACAAGGUGAUGUUCUCCACGGGACCUCAAGUCACAAAGACGCACUGGAAACAGACUAUCUUUCUACUGGAGCGGCCUAUCGCUGUCCAAGCAGGGGAGGAGCUCAGGGGAAAGAUCACUGUGCGUAAAAACAAGAAGGACCCUCGCUCACUGUUCGUCACCUUUGACCUCCAAGACAGGAAGCUGACUUACAGCCUGCAAUAAUGACGGCUGUCACAUGGUGCAACAUCCAGCAAAUAUAGCCCACUUUUUAAUUGAGCAUUCCUGUAUUCACAUGUCGGAGCAGGAUAGAAUAUAACACUUUGAUGUUUCAAAUGUUAGGAUUGUUUAUGUGCCUUGUAAUAAAAAAAACAACAUAUGAGA